AUGGCCGAUUGGAUGGGUCGUCUGCCGCCUUCAAUUCGACAGAAACCACUGUCCACUAUCUGCAUACCAGGUAAACAUAAACAAACAUGUUUCGGAAAAGGCAAUUUUGCAAUUUUAAGGUUCCCAUGACACCGGUGCCUACUGGUUCAACAUGCACAUGGACUACGCCCAUGAUCAGUCGUUUCUGCGGUACAUCCGUCGUUUCAAAUGUGGCUUUGUGAAGCGCAUUGUCAAGCGUUGGGCUGAAACUCAAGAGUAAGAAAAUAAACGUUUACUUGAAAGUCAGCAGUGACCCUUUUUUCAGAAAAGGUGCUGAGAAACAACUUCUAGCAGGAGUCCGCUUCUUCGACUUACGCAUUGAGCUGGCAAUUGAUGGCUCCUCCAAUUCGGUACGCAAAUCAUUGCCCUUUGUUUAUUUUUAGUGACAUUCCUCUGAGCUGCCUAAGUUCAACCGUAAAUUUUGAAUAUUUAGUUCGGCCCUCGUUUUCCCUCGGCUCUUUCCUACCUCUAUAAUUAGUUACAGUAUUGUUUCAAUGGUUUUUCCCUUUUCAGAGUCCGGAUGGAUCGACGAUGGACGAUUCGAGAAAGGUAGAUGAUCGAACCUACUUCAGCACGUUCUUCCUCUUCCUCUUCUUUAUCCACCACUCAUCCACGCACUCUUGUUGUCUGGUGCUUGUACCGCUUUCAUUUCCGGCAUGCGAAACUGUCCUGUUUUUCUGUCCUAACUGUCUCAUACAUACGUCUUACCGGCCUCAUCUCACUAUGUUACUUGUUUCAGUUGCAGUUGGGAAAGGGUCAGUUUCAGAGCUGUUUCAUUGUGCACGGACUCUAUGGAACUGAUUGGCUCAACAUGGCCAAUGAGAUUGUGAAAUUCUUGGCUAGUCACCAAACUGAGGUGACAUCUUGCACUGAAAUCUUCUGGAAUUCUGAAACUAAUUUUAUAGGUCGUGAUCUUGAACGUGAACCAUAUGUAUCGCAUGACGGAGUACGAUUUUCGUCGUUUCUUCCUCCACCCGCUGGCCUCCGCCGCCGGACGUGCUGGACUGGUCCUCUGCCCCACCUACGUGGACCUCCGAGCCAUUUCUCUCGAGGAACUUGUGGAGAAAGGAUUCCGGUGGGUGAUACUCAUCUUAAAGUUAGAAUAAACCAACGACUUUUAGGAUCAUCUUGGUGGGACCCACAGAAGGUGACGUGGAUGGCUGCUCCUUUCGCUCGGCUGCCAUUCAGAACCGCUGGCCAAACAAGAACAACGUCGUCGAUCUGCUCACCUUCAUGCAGGCUCAAAUUCAUGCUCCGGUGUCUCCGGGAUUUCGUGUCAUGCAGGGCGUCUUGACCCCUACCUUGCGAGAUAUUGUAAGUUUAACAAACUCUUUUAUUGAAAAUUCAUACAUGUAUUUCAGUUUGUUAACUGGCGCCAAUCACUCAAACGAUGCUACUCUAUUCCUUGCCGUGAAGCUGUCAAGGAAUGGGUUCGUCAUCUGGACAAAGAGGAGCGGGAAAACCUAAACAUUCUUAUCUCUGACCAAAUUGACGUUGAUUUUUGUCGGAUGGUAUUCUCGCUCAACCUUGUCGACUUUCCGGAUGUUGCCGAUUUCUUCGCAAAGCGACCGAAUGUAGAGAGACGUUUGGAGUACUCUCCUGAGCUGGAGCAUUAUGAUUACGAGACCGUAGGCUCGUAUCCAACUCCGCCGGAGUCCGACAAAAAGGGACGUGCAUUCUUCCCAGAGAUCCCAGAGGAAGAUGAACCGGAAUUUCUGAUCGAGGAAAUUAUUGAGGAUGAUGGAUCGUGCAGCUCACUUGUCCCACCGAGAAAACCGCUGCGCACAAGUGUGAUGAUCCAGCAAAUCGAGAUGGUCCUCGAGAAGAGACCGUCUUCGUCGCAGGAAACUUCACUGCUCACUGGUUCGCCAUCAGCAUCACCAAUCCCGCCACCAAAACCUAAGCGCUUCUCGCAAAGGAUACCAAUUUUUAUGGAGGUCGAGCCGAUUCCCGAUUACGCUAUUCUGAUUCCUCUGCCCGAUGUUCCGACCGGACCAAUCUCGCGGAGCACCGGUACUCCUGUCCGGAUUGCCUUGCCGGUGACCGAAGAAGAGCUCCGUCUGGCGGCUCUCGGCGAGUACCCACCAUUCGGCUCCCAAAGAUGGUAUGAAGAGCAGCAGGAGAAGAAGGAAGAAGAGAAGAAAACCGAGGAGAAGACAGAUGAAGAGGAAGAGGAGGAGAAGUCUUCCGAGGAUAAUGAGUCGACUCCGCUGAUUUCGGAGAGUUUGGAUCACAUGGUCGAGGAUCUCGUCAUCCAUUCAACUCUUGACGCCAUGAACAACUUGGCUGAUCGAUUCAAGGAUGAUUCUGCUAAUUAA
Molecule: messenger RNA, 2357 nt
Organism: Caenorhabditis sp. 36 PRJEB53466
Lineage: Eukaryota; Metazoa; Nematoda; Chromadorea; Rhabditida; Rhabditidae
Source: the annotation of a GenBank genome assembly